AUGUGUAUUCUUGCCAUUCUCUUCAUUUCUCUGUGCAUCAUAUUGUCUAACUUCGGUGUCAAUACUGAGGCAAAAACAUUCUCAUUCAAAGAAACAACUAUUGAUGAUAUUCAUAUAGCUUUCAAGCAAAACAGACUGACUUCUAGACAACUUGUUGAGUUCUAUCUAAGUGAAAUUUAGAGAGCUAAUCCAAUUCUAAAAGGAAUCAUAGAAGUGAAUCCAGAUGCACUCUUUCUUGCAGAUAAAGCUGAUAAAGAACAAAAAGAGAAAACGCGCAAAUCAGUAUCUCUUUCCAGGCUACAUGGUAUCCCAAUUCUUGUCAAGGACAACAUUGCAACAAAAGAUAAGCUUAACACAACAGCAGGAUCAUUAGCACUUGUUGGAUCCAUUGUGCCACAAGAUGCUGGUGUGGUCAAGAAGUUGAGGAAAGCUGGUGCUAUUAUACUUGGCAAGGCAACUAUGACUGAAUGGGCUGCUUUCAGAUCUUGGAACUUGCCUAGUGGUUGGAAUGGUAGACUUGGCCAAGCUCUGGAUCCUUAUGUAGCAAGUGCUGAUCCAUCAGGAUCAAGCACUGGUUCUGCAGCAUCAGUAGCAGCAAACAUGGCAGCAAUAGCACUAGGGACAGAAACAGCAGGCUCCAUUCUAUCUCCAUCUAGUGCUAAUUCAGUUGUUGGAAUCAAACCAACUGUUGGCCUCACAAGCAGGGCAGGUGUUAUCCCAAUAUCACAUAAGCAAGACACUGUCGGGUGCCCAAUCUGCAGGACAGUAGCUGAUGCUGUCGAGGUUCUUGUUGCCAUCGUUGGCUUCGAUCAAGAUGACUUGCCAGCAACUAAAAAGGCUUCUACUUACAUUCCACAUGGCGGGUACAGGCAAUUUCUUAAGGCUGAUGGGCUCCAAAACAAAAGACUGGGAAUUUCAAAGCACCUUUUUGGUUCCAAAGAUAUCAAAGUUUACCAACACCAUUUUAACACCUUAAGGCAAAAAGGAGCAGUGUUAGUUGACAACCUGGAAGUAUCUAAUGUCGACUUGGUCGAAGAUGCUAUUUCUGUUGCUCAAGACAUAGCACUUCUUGCUGAAUUCAAGAUGGACCUAAAUGCAUAUCUGAAAAAGUUAGUCCACACUCGAGUCCGAUCAUUGGCUGAUGUUAUAGCCUUCAACAAGAUUUCAGCUUCGGAAAAAGUCAAAGAAUAUGGUCAAGACUUAAUGUUGGAAGCUGAGCAGACGAAUGGAAUUGGGAAACUGGAAAGGGAGGCACUGAGGAACAUGACAAAAGCAUGCAAAUACGGGUUCGAGAAGAUGAUGAAAGAUAAUAAGUUAGACGCAUUGAUGUCACCUGGUGCGGACAUUGCUAGUCUUAUUGUGAUCGGAGGUUAUCCAGGGAUCAAUGUACCCGCUGGUUACGAUAAAAGUAGAGUUCCGCUCGGGAUUUCCUUCGAAGGACUAAUGGGUUCUGAGCCAACACUCAUUGAGAUUGCAUAUGGCUUUGAACAAGCAACUCGUAUCAGGAAGCCCCCUCCUUCACAUCCUGGUGUCCAUACUGAGGCAAAAACAUUCUCAUUCAAAGAAACAACUAUUGAUGAUAUUCAUAUAGCUUUCAAGCAAGACAGACUGACCUCAAGACAACUUGUUGAGUUCUAUCUAAGUGAAAUCCAGAGAGCUUAUCCAAUUCUGAAAGCAAUCAUAGAAGCUACAUGGUGUCCCAGUUCUUGUCAAGGAGACAAGGACAACAUUGCAACAAAGGAUAAGCUUAACACAACGGCAGGAUCAUUAGCUCUUGUUGGAUCCAUUGUGCCACAAGAUGCUGGUGUGAUCAAGAAGUUGAGAAAAGCUGGUGCCAUCAUACUUGGCAAGGCAACUAUGAUUGAGUGGGCUGCUUUCAGGUCUGAUAAGUUGCCUAAUGGUUGGAAUGGAAGACUAGGCCAAGCUCUGAAUCCUUAUGUAGCAAGUGCUGAUCCAUCAGGAUCAAGCACUGGUUCUGCAACAUCAGUAGCAGCAAACAUGGCAGCAAUAGCACUAGGGACGGAAACUACAGUCUCUAUUCUAUCUGUUAGUGUGGAAACGAUAAAAAUACAGUAA
Messenger RNA from Lycium barbarum (goji berry), 2076 nucleotides. Its product is annotated as probable amidase At4g34880. The transcript has 8 exons. The record is from RefSeq and is a predicted model, not a curated record. NCBI's taxonomy places the organism in Eukaryota, Viridiplantae, Streptophyta, Magnoliopsida, Solanales, Solanaceae.